AUGGGGCUAAGUUCUAUUUGUAGAUGUGGUGAAAUUUUAAGGUUACUUAUACAGUACACUAAUGGUAGGAGUAAGGAGUAUGAUAAGAUGUAUAAAUACUGGGAGCAAUCUACUAGAACUUAUCGUUGUCUAUUAUCUGAAAAAACACCACAAUUAAAAAAUCUUUCUUUACAGACGAGGUGCUUGGUCUUCGCCGCAUGCUUGACCGCCACAUUGGCCACCUUCGGAAAAGAGCACGUGCAUAUAAGGAUCCACGUGCCGGAGAUAGUGCAACACGAGGAGAAGAAAAUCAUAAAAUACGAAGAUCAUGGAGGUCACGAUCACGGUGGAGGAGGAGGACACGGGGGUGGUGAUGAAACGAUAAUAGUCACAUCGCCCGGAGGAGGGGGUGGUCAUGGAGGCGGUUUCGGAGGAGGACACGGAGGUGGUUUUGGAGGAGGACACGGAGGUGGUUUUGGAGGAGGACACGGGGGUGGUUUCGGAGGUGGUCACGGGGGUGGUUUCGGAGGAGGACACGGAGGAGGAUACGGUGGAGGAGGUUUUGGAGGCGGACACGGAGGGGGACACGGAGGAGGCGUAGAGCAGACAAUAGUAAUUACCGAACCUAGCGGAGGAGGAGGAGGUCAUGGAGGUGGUUUCGGAGGGGGACACGGGGGUGGUUUCGGUGGAGGACAUGGAGGUGGUUUUGGCGGUGGUCACGGAGGAGGCAUCAGCUUUGGAGGUGGUGGCCAUGGAGGUGGUGGCCACGGAGAUGUAAUAAUAUCCGGUCCCGGAGGCGGCGGUUUCGACGACCACCACGGUGGAGGUGGCGGUGGAUUCGACGAGCACCACGGCGGCGGUGGUUUCGGAGGAGGUGGUGGUAUAAUUGAGCACCACGGUGGCGGAGGUUUCGGAGGAGGAGGCGGUGGUAUCAUCGAGCACCACGGUGGCGGAGGUUUCGGAGGAGGAGGAGGUGGUUUCGGUGACCAUCACGGUGGAGGAGGUUUCGGAGGAGGUGGUGGUAUCAUCGAACACCACGGCGGCGGUGGUUUCGGAGGAGGUGGAUACGGAGGUGGUGGUGGUGGUGGUAUUAUUGAACACCACGGUGGAGGAGGUUUCGGAGGAGGUGGUGGUGGUUUCGGUGACCACCAUGGUGGAGGUGGAUACGGAGGCGGUGGUGGCGUCGAACACCAUGUCGUCAGUAACAGUAUAUCUUCUGGCUUUGGUAGCAGCGGUCAUGGCGGCGGCGGUGGCGGUCACGGUGGCGGUGGUUUCUCAGGUUACCACAAGAAAAAGUAAAAACGAUCGACAAACCAAUGCCGUGUUUUGCCAUUGGUUCGAUCGAUCGGUUUGACCGAUUUCCGGCGUCGUGUCGGUCAGCGAUCUUUCAGUCAAGUUCGAGGCACGCGAUCGUUAACGUCACGUGAUUUCCGAUCGCGAUCACGAAC
Megachile rotundata (alfalfa leafcutting bee) is the source of this 1427-nucleotide messenger RNA. RefSeq lists its product as uncharacterized. The record is from RefSeq and is a predicted model, not a curated record. Lineage: Eukaryota; Metazoa; Arthropoda; Insecta; Hymenoptera; Megachilidae.